CGGGCCUUCCCGUCCAUUGUUCUCGGGGCCCCUCGGGCUGGAGCCGCCGAAGAUCCGCAGAGGCCGGCAGUGCCUGGGGCGCUUUGCGCGCGGAGCGUCCGCCGGAGCGGACUCGGCCUCCGGACAGCCAGACUACCUGUUGAAAUUUGAGGAGGGCCUGGCUGGAGAAGACUGAAGUUCAAGGCCAGAAGCCUGAGCCAUUGCCCGAAGAUUGUGGAUGAUGGCUGCAGAGGUGCCGAGGGUAACCCCUCCCCUGAGCUCCUUGGUCCAGGUGCCUCGAGAGGAAGACGAGCAGGAGGCAGAGGUCACCACCAUGAUCCUGGAGGGCGACUCUUGGGUGCAGGAAGCAGUACUGCAGGAGGAGGGCCCCGAGUCCCUGUCCUUCUCCCAGAGCGCCGGCAAGGGCAGCCCGCGCGAGGCGGCGGCAGGGGGGCCGCAGGGGGCUCUCAGCCGCCUUCGGGAGCUCUGCCGGCGCUGGCUGAGGCCAGAGGUGCACACCAAGGAGCAGAUGCUGACCCUGCUGCCGAGGGAAAUUCAGGCCUGGCUGCAAGAGCACCGACCCGAAAGCGGCGAGGAGGCAGCGGCCCUGGUGGAAGACUUGACCCAGACCCUGCGAGGCAGUGAUUUUGAGAUCCAGAGUGAAAAUUGCAACAACUCUAAUCAAGACAUAUUUGAGGAUGUUGAAGCACAUGAGAUGUUCUCAGAAAUGCCUGAAGGGGAAGGCGUUCGGCAAUCUGAUUGGGAAAGUGACUUUCAGAGAGACUGUGGCUCCAGGGGGCCCCAGGGAAAUGCCCCAGGUGAGGACCCCGGGGAGGUACCAUCCCAAGGCAGGGAAGUUGGACAGCUCAUUGGCCUUCAGGGCACCUACUUGGGUGAGAAGCCCUAUGAAUGUCCCCAGUGUGGGAAAACCUUCAGCCGGAAAUCCCACCUGAUCACACAUGAGCGGACCCACACGGGAGAGAAAUAUUACAAAUGCAACGAAUGUGGGAAAAGCUUUAGCGAUGGUUCAAACUUCAGUAGACACCAAACUACUCACACUGGGGAGAAACCUUACAAAUGCAGGGAUUGUGGGAAAAGCUUUAGCCGGAGCGCAAACCUCAUCACGCACCAGAGGAUCCACACAGGAGAAAAGCCCUUCCAGUGUGCCGAGUGCGGCAAGAGCUUCAGCAGGAGCCCCAAUCUCAUCGCUCAUCAGCGAACCCACACAGGAGAGAAGCCGUACUCAUGCCGCGAGUGUGGCAAGGGCUUCGGCAACCGGUCCAGCCUUAAUACGCAUCAGGGAAUCCACACCGGGGAGAAGCCCUACGAAUGUAAAGAAUGUGGUGAAAGCUUUAGUUACAACUCCAACCUGAUCAGACACCAGAGGAUCCACACGGGGGAGAAACCGUACAAAUGUCCCGACUGUGGGCAGAGGUUCAGUCAGAGCUCCGCCCUCAUCACCCACCGCAGGACUCACACUGGAGAGAAGCCCUAUCAGUGCAGCGAGUGCGGGAAAAGCUUCAGUCGCAGCUCCAACCUGGCCACGCACCGGAGGACGCACAUGGCUGAGAAGCCCUAUAAGUGUGGGGAGUGUGGGAAGAGCUUCAGCCAGAGCUCCAGCCUCAUCGCCCACCAGGGCGUGCACACGGGCGAGAGGCCCUACGAGUGCCUGACAUGCGGGGAGAGCUUCAGCUGGAGCUCCAACCUCAUCAAGCACCAGAGGACUCACACGGGCGAGAAGCCCUACAAAUGCGGCGACUGUGGGAAAUGCUUCAGCCAGCGCUCUCAGCUGGUGGUGCACCAGCGGACCCACACAGGCGAGAAGCCCUACAAAUGCCUCAUGUGUGGCAAGAGCUUCAGCCGGGGCUCCAUCCUGGUCAUGCACCAGAGGGCCCACUUGGGGGACAAGCCGUACAGGUGUCCUGAAUGUGGGAAAGGCUUUAGCUGGAAUUCAGUUCUCAUUAUACAUCAGCGAAUCCACACGGGGGAGAAGCCUUACAAAUGCCCAGAGUGUGGCAAGGGCUUCAGCAACAGCUCCAAUUUCAUUACACAUCAGAGGACUCACAUGAAAGAGAAGGUUUACUGA
Messenger RNA from Manis pentadactyla (Chinese pangolin), 2065 nucleotides. RefSeq names its product zinc finger and SCAN domain containing 2 (gene ZSCAN2). The transcript has 3 exons. The record is from RefSeq and is a predicted model, not a curated record. Gene Ontology annotation, biological process: central nervous system development; regulation of transcription by RNA polymerase II. Gene Ontology annotation, molecular function: RNA polymerase II cis-regulatory region sequence-specific DNA binding; DNA-binding transcription factor activity, RNA polymerase II-specific. Gene Ontology annotation, cellular component: nucleus. Bases 218 to 2065 code for a protein of 615 amino acids. Lineage: Eukaryota; Metazoa; Chordata; Mammalia; Pholidota; Manidae.